Molecule: messenger RNA, 768 nt
Organism: Caenorhabditis remanei
Lineage: Eukaryota; Metazoa; Nematoda; Chromadorea; Rhabditida; Rhabditidae
Exons: 6
Coding region: 1-768 (255 amino acids)
Source: RefSeq, a predicted model, not a curated record
AUGGAUGGAUUCGGAAAGAAAAUGACAAGCAGAAGAGGAACGGUGGAAGCGCAGAAGAAGACGUUGCCAGCGAUAGAUUGUACAAGUGGGUGGAGACGCCGAUGGGAGAAACCGACUAUGGUAGACCGGUCUCGCCCUUCGUUGACUGUCAUCAUUCCUCCUCAUCGUUGUUGGAAAGAGAAGAGGACAACAGACGGCACAUCUUGUGGAUAUGUCGUCGUUCAGAUGCCACGUCUAUGUUUCAGUACUGUUAUUAUUUACGUAUUGAAUGAGCACAAUCAGAAGUUAGAAUGGAUUGUUGGAAAAUGGAGAUCUGAAUUUUCUGGAAAGAUCUUCUGGCCAACCGUGCCAACCAUGACGUUUGGAGAGGAAUUGGUAAUCAAUGAGGCGCCAAUUGCCAAAUCGGCCAAUGUACAAUUUCUCAACUUCUCGGCUCGUGCUUGGUCUCACUCCACCAAAGACCACUUCCAUGACGAAUGGGGAUUCUUGACUGUUGAUCCACUUGGAAAUGCUACUUUAAUGACGACCGGAAACAAUGGAUUCACCACAUACGAAACUGGCACUGUCUCGCCAAACAAACUGGUUCUCACGUUAAAGGAUAUUGGACGCAUCUCUUUCUCUCGAGACUUGCCUGUUGAAGACUUGAGAAGAACAUUCAUCCGUCAUGACGAUAGGUAUAUGGAGCAAGUGAUCGAGAUGAGAACGGCUACUCACCCAAAAGUUGGAUAUCUUGAACACACUAGAGUAGUCUACACGAAACUGAAGUAA